Molecule: messenger RNA, 2043 nt
Organism: Penicillium canariense
Lineage: Eukaryota; Fungi; Ascomycota; Eurotiomycetes; Eurotiales; Aspergillaceae
Product: recombinase RAD51
Exons: 7
Biological process (GO): chromosome organization involved in meiotic cell cycle; double-strand break repair via homologous recombination; reciprocal meiotic recombination
Cellular component (GO): condensed nuclear chromosome
Molecular function (GO): ATP hydrolysis activity; DNA strand exchange activity; double-stranded DNA binding
Source: RefSeq, a predicted model, not a curated record
UACAAGCUGUGCCCGUGCUGGACAGCGCCCGAAGCUGCCAUGGCAUUCUGGGUUGACUGGGCGCUGUGGGAGAAGUUGAGUUUUACAUGCCACAACGCAGAGGAGAAAGGAGAGCUGACGAUAAUACAGGUCCUCGUUUUCAUAUACGCCUCUUGCGUUCUUGCAUUCAACAGGUGGAUGACACGCCGAUACGCAGAUGCGGAAGCUCGCCAGAAGGAGGAGGAAGCCGAGUUAUACCCCAUGCUAGCGAGUGAUGAUGUGCCAUUUGGCGCCAGAGCCCUCGAACAAGGACUGCAAAUCGAAGGCAUCUGGGUCUCUAAUCACAACACUCCGCUUCCGAGCCCACACCAGCCCGGGACACCCACUGGAGAUCGACCAUCUAGCCCAGCCAGCCCAGCUCCGAGGCAGCUCCCAGUGCACCCUCCUACACCGGCCUCCUCGAUGACCCUCGAGAGUUCGAGGAACACUCGGGCAUCCCUGCCAGCAUACAUCCGACCGGGAUUGAGCUCCGAGGUGGAUAUUGUCACAGCCAACAAGUACACAUAUGAACAUUAUGUCCCUGGUGGAAUCUACUCGCCCGUAAUGUCGUCCAAGACACCGAGCUCGCCCGGUACCUUCCACCGGCGUAUCGAAGGCUUCGUCAGCGACAACAAGCGCGCCAAUCUUCACUCCCGAAUUUGGCGUGCAAGUCAAGCGUUCGAUACAAAGACCGCGAGGGCGGGUCCUCAUAGCCCUGAUGAGUUGGAUUUAGGCCCAGAUGGAGAUGAACCUGGUCUCCGACUGGCGGGCGAGCAGCAACAGACUUCACGGAUUACCAGGGUUCUUCGCAAACGGUCUUCGGAGGAGUUCCGACGCAAGAUGAGCGCCAUCUUCAACGAGCGAAUCCACAUGAAUAUGCCCGCGGAAAGGCUUCAAUUGAACCCGACGGUUCGAGAUGGCCAGAGACGACACAAACGGAUGUCGAUACUCACCUCGGUCCCUACCGAACCUGAAGAUAUGACAGCCGACAUGGAACCCCAAGGGGAGUAUGAUGAGGGUGGUCUGCCUGGCCCUGGGGCCCCAACCCCGCUCUCUGCUCUAGAGGGUAUGGCGGGUUUGUCUGCCAGAGAUAUCAAGCUGUUUGUGGAUGCCGGCUACCACACUGUCGAGAGAAUUGCCUUUACACCAAAGCGCCAGCUGGAGCAGAUCAAGGGCAUCUCAGAGCAAAAGGCUAGCAAGAUCUUGGCUGAGGCUAACAAACUUGUCCCCCUGGGAUUUACAACGGCGACUGAGAUGCACGCCCGGAGAAGCGAGCUUAUCUCAAUCACAACUGGAUCCAAACAACUUGACACCCUGCUCGGCGGUGGUAUUGAAACGGGAUCAAUUACGGAGAUUUUUGGAGAGUUCAGAACGGGAAAGAGUCAGAUUUGCCAUACUCUCGCAGUAACCUGUCAACUUCCUUUUGAUAUGGGUGGAGGCGAGGGCAAAUGUCUUUAUAUCGACACGGAGGGAACCUUCCGACCGGUUCGACUCCUUGCAGUUGCCCAAAGGUUCGGGCUUGUUGGUGAAGAGGUUCUCGACAAUGUGGCUUACGCUCGAGCUUACAACUCCGACCAUCAGCUGCAGCUGCUUAAUCAAGCAUCUCAGAUGAUGUGUGAAACUCGAUUCUCGCUCCUGAUCGUGGACUCGGCGACCUCGCUAUACCGUACAGACUUCAAUGGUCGUGGUGAGCUUGCAUCUCGGCAGACUCACUUGGCAAAGUUUUUGCGCACGCUGCAACAUCUUGCAGAUGAGUUUGGUAUCGCUGUUGUCAUCACCAACCAGGUUGUCGCCCAGGUCGACGGUGGCCCCAGUGCUAUGUUCAACCCCGAUCCAAAGAAACCUAUUGGAGGCAAUAUCAUAGCCCAUGCCAGCACUACUCGGCUCAGCCUUAAGAAAGGCCGGGCUGAGACCCGUAUUUGCAAAAUUUAUGACAGCCCUUGCCUGCCCGAAAGCGACUGCCUCUUUGCCAUCAAUGAAGAUGGUAUCGGGGACCCCAGUGAGAAAGACCUGGAGAAAGACUGA